AUGGACACGGCAAUGAUUUUAAUGAUCAUAUUGGUGUGUUUCUUGGCUGUGGUGGUGAUUGGUGUACUUAUAUUUGUGAUUUUCUAUUUCACACACCUACGACGACGACGACAACGAGGACAAUAUGCAGAGACCGUAAAGAAUGGGAAUCUUCUUCACUUUAUAGAUCUAGAGAAGAAUCCCCGCACAAUUGAUGUUGUGGGAAAAAGUAUUAUGAAUAAAUCCUCUCUUAUGAUGGAAAUCGCCUUACUCUGUGGAAUUGACGAUCCAUCUACUCUCACAUUUGUAUAUGUAAAAGGGAAAGAGGCUAUAUUGUAUGAAGUCGAUGUAGAAAGUUUACUUCGACGUGAUGAUCAUAAUAUCUCACAGCGAUUAGACUAUACCGCCACUCAUCCACUAUUAUUAUAUCAAGUGAUGGAUCCUUCUCUCCUCACACAACCCCCAUCUCAAAUUCCAUCCUUGCAAGUAAGUGAACAGCCCAUACGAGAUGGAGAGACCAGAGUUCCUAUACUUGACUCUACUGGAGUGGAAGUAAACUAUUCACAUGAUGACGCUUUACGCCCGUUAAAGAGUAGACAAAAUAAUAAUAAUAAUAAUAAUAAUAAUAAUAAUAAUAAUAAUAAUAAUAAUAAUAAUAAUAAUAAUAAUAAUAAUAAUAAUAAUAAUAAUAAUAAUAAUAAUAAUAAUAAUAAUAAUAAUAAUAAUAGUCCUCCCAUGCAAAUACAACGCCGUGUAUAUAGUGUACCUUCACCUAUUAUACUCCCCAAUCGACAACACAUUACAACCGCUACACCUAUUACUAUUCUCGCCGUAGAGUAUAUACGUGAGGAUGAUGGAUCUAUACUAGAUGAGUAUUCCACAUGUAUUGUAGAAGAUGCAAGGAAAGAAGGAGUGCAACACCGUCUAACACUACCGGAUGGAUCUAUUGUUCAUAUACAUCCCAACACACAUGAGGUGUGGUUAGAGAAUUAUAGAAAUAAGAAUAAUCCCGUACUUCUAAGACGCUAUACAGCAGAUGUAGUGCGAUUUACAAUUGAUAGUGGUCCUAAUGCCCAGUGGCAGUUGUAUCGACAUGCGUUUUAUUUACCAACAGGUCGUUGGUGUCUACGGGCAGAGGCAUCACACUAUCAAGAAGGAAAAGAUCAAUAUCAAAGGAAACAAGGAAGAGAAUCAUAUUCUAUUGAGACUAGCUCACGUGUAUUCACGGUUGAUAUCCCAUCUCGUAAUAGGAACUAA
Molecule: messenger RNA, 1236 nt
Organism: Trypanosoma theileri
Lineage: Eukaryota; Euglenozoa; Kinetoplastea; Trypanosomatida; Trypanosomatidae
Exons: 1
Coding region: 1-1236 (411 amino acids)
Source: RefSeq, a predicted model, not a curated record